This is a messenger RNA of Polypterus senegalus (gray bichir), 13010 nucleotides long. RefSeq names its product ring finger protein 152 (gene rnf152). Gene Ontology annotation, biological process: positive regulation of autophagy; protein polyubiquitination; negative regulation of TORC1 signaling. NCBI's taxonomy places the organism in Eukaryota, Metazoa, Chordata, Cladistia, Polypteriformes, Polypteridae. The record is from RefSeq and is a predicted model, not a curated record. Gene Ontology annotation, cellular component: lysosomal membrane; lysosome. The transcript is spliced from 4 exons. Bases 444 to 1052 code for a protein of 202 amino acids. Gene Ontology annotation, molecular function: ubiquitin protein ligase activity.
AGUCAGGGGUUGAACGAAGUGGGAAAGAAACAAGUGAAGCUGUGUUUCAGAAGCCACUGGGAUAUUGUCGUACCAAAACAGAAACAAGCUGCAACCGCAUUGGAUGUGGAAGCAGACUAAUGAACUGCCAAAAAAAGCUUGAAGGUUUGCUGCCCUAAUGCUGUAAACAGGUGGACUUGUAAGAGUUUUAUAUUUGGAAGUGGAUCCUGGAAGCCAUUCAAAGAAAUGUAAAUGUAGUUGUGCCCUGUUCCUUGGCCUGGAGGUGUAAUGCAUCUUGGUCAAUGUUAUAGUGACGACCAUCCUUAGUAAAAGAAGGUCUCUGAACCAUGACACAUCUCUAAAUGACAUUAAAAAAGGUUUAAUGGAAGAUGAAAAAAAGCCUCUCCCUCUGUAAAACACAUUUUGGAUUUGUGUACAAGUGAUUCGCCUUUGCUUUGGGCAACAUGGAGACGCUUUCACAAGACUCCAUCCUGGAAUGCCAAAUUUGUUUCAAUUAUUACAGUCCCCGACGAAGGCCAAAACUGCUAGACUGCAGACACACAUGCUGCUCAGUGUGUCUCACUCAGAUGAGGACCAGUCAAAAGGAAAUAAGGUGCCCGUGGUGCAGAGGAGUGACCAAACUGCCAGCUGGUUUCUCGAUAUCCCAGCUACCUGAUGACCCAGAGAUUGUUACAGUUAUUGCCAUUCCACACGCCUCAGAACAUACACCAGUCUUCAUCAGGCUCCCUAGCAAUGGAUGCUAUAUGCUACCACUCCCCAUUGCCAAGGAAAGGGCAUUGUUGCCAGGUGAUUUAGGCUGUCGUCUUUUACCAGGAAGUCAGCAGAAGGCAGCUGCAGUGGUGACCGUCCCUGAGCAGCAACCUCUACAGGGCAUGCCAGUCCCAGAAAAUGAAGAAGAGGAAGUAGAAAGGAGAGGAGGUGUGAAAAGCUCCACCUGGUCCGGUGUCUGCACUGUCAUACUGGUGGCCUGCGUCCUCCUUUUUCUGCUUGGCAUUGUCUUGCACAACAUGUCCUGCAUAUCAAAGAGAUUUACUGUCAUCUCCUGUGGUUGAGAAGAUGCCAGGGUGGGGAAGAACAAUGGCAUAUGUGUGUGUGUUCAAACAGGGUGGGAUGACUGACUGUGGAGAAAAGUCAGUAUUGUCACUUAGAAAAUCUUCUGCAUUCCAUUGCUGUGCAAAUCACAGGCGCUGGGCUGCAGACAUAAUUGCAGAAGCCUUUCUUUAAAGCUGCCCCUCAAAUCCAUCCCACCACUGCUGCAUAUCAAAUAGGAAUGUGAUCGAGAAGGCAUUAAGAGUUUAAUUUAACUUCUGUUUGGCCCUCUCUGUAGUAGAGGACAUUGCAUGCAUCACUGCAUAAGUGAGAGGUCUACAAACAAGAAGGAGAGCAAAACUUUGAUGAAACAAUGCCCCCAGGAAGCUUCUGCAUUUGGCUGAAGAUGCAGUGUACAAAUCAAAUAGAAGUUGUAUUUAUUACUGGUAUUGCAGUAUGUAAAUAUUUAGAAAAGAAUUUCCAUCACAAAUGUUGUGCUGUAAACAUAAUGCUACACAGCAGUGUGGCUUUGUGUUUAUUUUUUUUUAUUUUUUUGUUUCCCCUUUUUUUUUCCAAUCCAGUUUCUGAGGUAAACGUAUUCUUGAUGUUGCUAAAGCUUAGAUUUUAUCCAUCUAUUAUAUAUUAUAGUCUAGACUGGUAAGACAGUCAUGUCUAAAAGAUGGAAUGUGAUAUUAUAUUAAUACCAGCAGUUAAGGCAGAAGCACAGACUGUUAUUUAUAAGAGAAAAUGUUGUCAUGGUGCCAUAAAAUAGAUUUUUUUGUCUUUCUUGCAUUCCCUAUCUUCUGGUUAAUGUAUUUAGGGAACUAUAUGGUUGAGAAUGGGAAUAGAACUUUUGUAGAGUUCAAAAUAAAAUGUAUCAGGAUCGUAAGCAUUGCUAUUAGAAACCAAAUGAGCUUGUUGAACUGAACAGUGUCCUCUCUAUUAAGAGGCUGAUAUUCAGCCUCAGAAUCAAAGAUAUAGGAAGCAUUUGCUUUAUUGCACUGUUCGCUCCUGCUUCCAUUGACCUGAGUAAAGGAUGUUGUCAACAAUUGUACCUCAACAAGUCGCGGUUUCUUCUUCUUUGCUUCGUGACAAUAUGCCAUGGUCCAUGACUCUUCAGCAGUGCGUGAUGUACUGUUUGAGUUUGUUUCUGAAACUCAGCCAGGUGAAAAGAAACUAAAAAGCUUUCCAUAAAGGCAUGGGGAGCGAGAGGCCUGUCACUUGAGAAUGUGCCACAUGUCGUACAAUUUGGGGUAUAGCAAAAUGUCUUACACUGUUGACACAGUGCCAAAAACAAAAUCAGCAGUGUGCAGUAAAAAGGCACAUGGUAUUUAUUUGGGUUUUUUUGUGACUUGUGUAUUAGCUUGUUUAACUUUACUUUCUGUGAUGGGGGUGGGAGUUUGCUUCCUGACAGAUCCAGUAUCCUAGGUUUGAAUCUCACACCAGGUUGUUGGCUGAAUGGAUGUUGAACACUCUACCUUUGUCUACAUGGAUUUUUCUUUUGUUAAUAUGGUUUUCUCCCUCAUCUCCAAAGAUGUGUAUGUUAGGUGGUUUGGUAAUUGUUAAAUUCUCUUUGUGUGGAUUAGACAGUAUUGUGGUUGUUUAAAAACAAACAAAAAUGAAUAAACAACUGAGCUACAUUUAGAUUAGACUCAGUAAGUCCCUCAUGGUCUAGGCAGAGUUUUCCACCUUUCCCAGAUAAUCACUAGAGUUGGCAUCCUAGAUGUCACCAUACAGACCUGAAAGUUAAGACCAGAAUGUUAUACAUAAAACUGUAUCCUGAAAAAAUAUAAUUUAGAGCUGUUGAGUUAUACAAGUAUUUAAAUAUCAGACUGAAAUGUUAAUAGCUUUAUUCAUCUGUCACAAACUGGGCCUUUCCACUAGGACAGCUUAUAGAUCAUAUGAAACCUCUCCUCUAUUCACUGUAAGCUGAUCACUAGUUACUUGCCUGUAUUAUAUAAUUCAUUUUAAAACGGGAUUAUUCUGAACCUCUUGCAAAUAGCUCUUGUCUUAAAUGCUUGAUUUAAGAUGCAGUAUAUCAAAACAAAUAUAGUUUUUAUAAAAUCAUCCAUUGGGGCUAGUGUUGCAGCGCUUAGCAGUGUUACUUUGUAGCUUCAGACUCCUGGGUUUGAUUCUUGACUCGACCCGUGACUCUUUGGCAUUUGUUUAUUCUCCUCCUCGCCUGAAGUUUAUUCCAAUUUGCCAAACAUCUGCAUGGUAGGUUGACUCCUGUGUUAAAGUGUAGGUGUAAAAGUGGCAGUGUCCUGUGACUGAAAGGCAUUCUGCCAGGGUUGGUCAUUGCUUUAAGACUGGUAUUGCCAAGAUUAUAGUUACCUGUGGCCAUGUAGAGACAAAUGGGUAUUCCAAAAAUGGUUGGAUGGAUAGGCGAAGACAUGGACGAGCCUGCUUUAGUGAUGCAGAUAUCAAACAGAUUAUGAAAUAUAUUACAUGUUGUUUAGAAUUGUACCAUCUCACACCUAAUAAAAUACCACCCUCUCCUCCAACUGCUUGUGAGGCAUCUUAUAAAUCAUUCCAGCCAUGUGAGCAUCCUUCAGGCAAAGGAUUAGAGAAUUAAUGCUUCCAGUCCCUUUUCUUUUUUUAUUCUAGUAAUAAGAUGAGAGCCAAUGAAACAAGUGAGCUCACAGUAUAUUCUAUAAAAAAUACAGUUAAUGCUUUCAAGUACAAAUUAUGUCAUUUUGUUUAUUAAAAAGUAUUAAACUGUAGUCUUCUAAAUGUUGUGUUUUCAAACAUGGAUGUAUCUGUCAUAUGUUCGAUGUUGUCAUGACUUUCUGGGCUGCAUCACCAGUGUGUAUGUGUUUUCAGUAUGUGUGUAUUUGCAGGUCCCUAUACAGUAAUAUACAGUAUUUCAGUAGUUUGGCAUCUGAAUAUAUGUUAGUGCAGAUCCUCAGUGAGAACAGAGUGGCUAACCUUAGUUUAUCUGCUGUUUAGAAGUGGAGCCUUGUUAAAGGACAAAUACAAGGCCAAAAGGUGAAAUUUGUGAUAGCAUUUCUUCCUGAACCUUCCUUUUUGAGUGAUGCUUUACAAGUAUACUUUUGUCCAAUUGAUUACAACCAAAAAAUCAAAUCCAAACCCAUUUUUUAGGUUGAAAAGCAAAGAAUGCUUUUGUUGUUUGUUCAGAAGUCCUAAAGCCAUAGAGAUUAUGCUUCGUUCAAGACAAGCCACUGUAUUUCCCUUGGUUUUUAAUUGGGGGAUAUUUUAAGUCUGUCUAACCAUGAAUCAAAAUAAUACUCUUUAAUAUUUCUGUUUUUUCAAUAAAGAAAGCAUAUAAAUAAUAUCAAUUUCUUCUUUAUCAAAAAGUAGACUUUUAUAAAAGUGUGCCAGCAUUAUAAUGAACAGAUGCAAAUGGCAAUGGGUUUUACAAAUUAUUGGUAAAGUAAUAUGACUGACCGUAAAUUCAGUGGCUUAUUUAUUGUUAUGUACAUGUGUGCAUAUUAACAUUUAUCGUAAGGAAUUUUGCACCGUUUUAAAAUUUUGUUAGUUUAGUUAAGAAUUACAGCCAGCUGAUAUUAACCAUGCAGGCAACCUUUAUUACUCUCACCAUCAUUCACAGGAGAUAUUAUAUGCACCAAAACAGUGUCAUAAGGUAACUCACCCGCUCUGUUUGGCAACAGCUGAUGGCUAACAUCAAUAAAUAAAUAAGUAUUUAUGCAUGUAUACUGCACUGCUUAUGAACUUUCCUUAAUAGUUUCAUGCCUUCUAUAGUUGGAUUUAAAAGUAAAAAUAAAAGAGACUUUGCUAAAUAGCACAUAUAAAAUAUGUGAUGUUGAAAUAGAAUCAUGCAAUUUAUCGGUAUAUAUUGACAUCCAUGACACUAUCCACUAUUUCUUCAAAACUAGUAAAAAGAAAAGAAUGUUUUAUACCUUUUAUAAAACAAAUUUUACAGAUUUAGAAAGUAUAAAGAGUAAAAGAGCACCUAGAGUAGUUCACAAAACAGCACAUUAGUUUUGUAGAAAUUACAUUGUGAACUGCAUUGCUCAGUCUAAACUGUCCUUGUGACCUGAUUUAUAUUUCUCCUUUGGGACCCCUCUUCUAAAUUAUGAAACAUUUUUUAUAAAAAAUACCACUAGUGCUUUUAUUCCCCAAUACUUAUGCCUUUGAUUUAUAACAUGCACAUUUCUAUUCAGUUCAAAUGGAUUUCUGAAAAGCCUUCUCUUGACACAUAUAUUACUGUUGAAAUGUAAUUGUUAGUUUUAUGUGGGGGCUGACGAUGGUAAAGACGAAAGCAAGAUUCCAAUAAUUUUUUUCUUACACUUUUCCAUUUCACAUAUUAAAACACAGAGUGUAGUAUUUUCAGACUUUUUUUCCCUGCCCUGCUUCCCUACAGGGUAUUUUUUACAUCUGAGCUAUUAGAAGUUGAAGACUUCCCAAUUAAAACUGGCUUAUGUAGUAAACAGGAUGUUUAAGUUGAUUUUAAUUAUCUUUAGGCAUAAAACAAUGGGUGCCUCAGAUAGCAGUAGGUUUGCAAGCCGAAACAAAGGGAAGCCAUGGUCCACAAUACAGACUGCUUUUGCAUUACUUAACAGCACUAAGGUGAACCUAAGCAAAUGACCUAAUCAGAUGAUGGUGUGCCUGUGUAUGUAUGUAUAUAUGCCUGCCAGGCCUGGCUUCAAGUAUACUUAAUCUGUAUCUGCAGCUACCAUCAUAUAGAUAUUAAGAAAACUUAAUAGGCAGUACUUGUUUUAAAAUGUAUGUAUCUGAAAAAACAUAAGGUUUGAGAAGUUUUUUUCUCAAUCUUAAAUAAUUUGGGGAAAUGUUUAUAAUUUAACCCUUAAAGAUCUUGUCUCUACAUAUGUUAUAGUUAUGUCCCUUAACUUUUUUCACCCACUUUGCAUUCUCUUAAUUAAGUUUUAACUGUUGUGUGUUCCAGCCAUUAAUGAUUUCCACCAUAUUUUUUCUGUAUAAUGCCAUGAGUGGCUUGACAUCACUAGUCAGGCUGCAGUACCUCCUAACUCAAUUGCAAAUUUCAUGGUCAAUGGAGCUUGUCCAUUUCUCAUAAGCAUCAUCCAGUUCACACUUUUAGCUAUCCAAUAAAAAUGUAUCACACUUUUUUUUUCAUUUCAGUUUGCCUUUUAGUAUGCAGCAUGAUCUGAAAGGAAUACAAAAGUGCAUUUCAUUAAAUAUAAAAUAUUAAAUAUAUAUUAUUCUGUUUUAUUUGAGCUGUACCAGGAUCCCACAAAUAAUAAAGUUGUAGGUUUGAUUAAUUUUGUGUUACAAAUGCUGUAAGUCCUGUAGGUGUCUUCUGAUGAGUUAACUUGAUAGAGUAUAUUCAUUUUGUUUAAAAACCCGAAAAACUAUUCUGCAGUACCCUGGAGAAAGGGCAAUGAAAACUUUGCCUAAUAUGUAUUAUCUACUAUAUAUUAUUAUUAUAACUUUUAUAACAGAACGAUAACCAAGGUGUAACUGAAAAAAAAAAAUAGUACAUGCAGCUAUUGGGAGUUAAAUUUACAGAUUGUAUGAAGUGAUUAUCGAGUUAGCUUAGUUUUCUUCCUGCUUGCAUUACUGACUAUUUGAAAUGCAAAAUGAAGAGUUCUCUUUCUUCAAAACCUUUAGGUCACACUGCUCAGUUUAGUGUCAAAUAGAAUAAGUGAGCAAAUGGAGAAAGUUGUGGCAUUAUGUUUAAGAAGCAAACAAAUGUAGCGUAUAUAUCUUGGCAUUGCAUAUCCCUGCUUUCUUUUUGGUUUUAUUUGAUUGAAUAGAAAAGUGACAUAGCAUUAAAUUUUCUGUCUAGAGUGAGAAAAGCCAGAACAAGCUAAUGUAAAAGGAAAUGGUGUUUAACUUUCCUUCUUUGAAAGGCAGUCGAGUCAAAUCUGCUAAGGUCCCUGUAUGGCUUGUCAUUGUUUUGGUUCUAGUUAUUCAUGAUGUUUUUAAACUGUUGGUCACUCAUCAUACCUAUUUAUACCUAUAUAGUUCAUGUUUCUCUAUCUGGGGAAUAAAGAUUCUGGCUAGAACAUAGAAAAGUAAAAUAUAUCAUUUACACCUAAAGAAGAUGAUGAUGAUGAUGAUGAAGACGACAUGGGGGUUACACCAUGAAGAAGUUUUUUUAGAUGCAGACAAACUUAACCCCAAGGUAUUGUAUAAAAUCAUGUGGCAAUUUUAUAAACUGAUUAUUAUAAACAUUGAUCGGGGCUUAAUAAUGAAGUCAAAGGGGAAUCUGACACUAAAUGGUAAAAAAUAAACAAAUAGCUUAUUGCCUAUCUGUUGCAUCUGAUAAAAGAAAAUGCAAAGUCCUACUGACGGUUUUGUAUAAAUCCCCGAUAUAUUGUGCAUUUAAAAAAAAAAAAAUAGAUGCAGUCAUUCAAAUAAAUGGACAGAAGAUUUUCUGCUAUAAUUGCAUCCUUCAAUAGCCAAGAUUAAAUCUUACAAAUAUGUCCCAUUUCUGGUUUCUUGCCAAAGGACUGUGCUAAAUACAGCUGUUCAAAUAGUUAAAAGAAGAAGCUGAGGAACAGCAUGAUUGUAAUGUCCAACCAAUAAUUUACAUUUCGCUCCCUAGCUGUCAUUUUAAUAACCUGCAGAUUCUCAUGUUCAGAAACCAGCAGUAGUAUUCUUGCAACGAAUGACUUUUACAUUUGAAAAGAAAACCUUUAGCAGCAGUGCGAUACGGUGUCAAUCAAUGCUUUACUUUUAUGAUGUUAAAUAAGAAUGUAUUACUUUGAACUCUAAGGGCUUGAAUAUACAGACCUGUCAAAACCCACUCAGUUUCUGCCUCUCCUACACAAAAGGAGUCUGAAUUUAAUGUUUUAGAACAUGCUGUAGAUAAGAAAGCAACAGGAAAAUACUACCAAGGGACAUGGAGGAUUUAACUUUUUGGUUCACUGAAUGUGCUUUCUUAGGACUGUGUGUUAGGCUAGGAAGCUUUCAGAAAGUAUUGGCAGCACAUCUGCUAAACAUGCAGGGCUACUUCUGCUUAUUCAAGUAAUGUAAUUUAACCCAAGCAUCACAUUGCACCGCUUAUCUUGUACAACAUAACUGAAGAGCUGCUACUUUGCUUGUUUUGGUGAAAAGGAAGCAUAAUUUAGAAUGUUUAGAAAAACAAAUCUAUACAGUUGGAAUAUGAACAUGUAGACUAUUUGUAAUAGUAAAAUAGAUGGUAAGUAAAGGUGAUUUCAUGAAAGCUGUAAUUGCUCGCUCUUCUUGUGUUCAUCCAUUAUUGCCAUACGUUAUAUAUUACCAUCUUGUCUCUUUUUCAUUGGCCAUGAUUUAUUUUUUUUUCCUCUUAUUCGGAUGAACUGCCACAACUGUUGUCCUGGUAAUUUAGUCUAUGCACUGUCACCUUGAGAAGCAAACAGAAAGCAAAAUUCUUGAAUGUAGAACCAUACUGAAUAUGUUUGUAUAAUAUAAGUGUUAUAAAAAUGGAAGAAAAUGAAAAAGAUAAAAUGGCACUGCUUUUUUUGUUAAAUAUGUAAAAUGCACAUGUGCAGUGUAUUAAGUAUAAAAAAUAUUUAAUAAUGUGUACAAAAGUCAACCAAAUAGUGGUAAGUUGACAUGAUUGGGAGUUUGUGUGCUAGCGGGUUCUACAUCUAAUUGUUUAUCAUUGUAAAUCGUUUGACUUUUUAUUAAACUUGACAGUUUUGGAUGAGUGUUGCUUAGCAGCAAACCCGUGCUAGUGACUAGGUUCCAUCAUGCAUUGUGAAGAAUUUCAGUAAAGGUUUGGUAUUUGUAAGUUAGACAUCUAUGUGUACACACUUUCCCUGUUUUGCUUGUUGUUGUAAUUACAGAUAAAAUAUAUGCAUUUAUAAACUUGUCUGCUGAAAAGUAACCCAUGUAUAGGUUGUAGGUAUACUAUUUGCUAAAAUGAAAAAAAGAAACUCAAGUGUUUUUUUUUUUUUUUCCUUACAUACUGCCUAAACUUAGUUUAACAUUUAACUGUGUCAUUUUGAAAUUUCUUCAGGCAUUGGUUUUAUAGGGAAACAUGCAAUAACAUUGUUAGCUGACAGCUAUCUUUUAGUUCAGAAAAUUUUGUUUUAUUUUAUUGGUUUAUCAAAAUCCAUUGCUCAAUUUCCUGAACCUAGUUUUUCCAUUUGAUGAUCAUGGGACACAAUAGCCAAUCCCAGGAGCAUUAAGAACAAGGCAGGAACUAAUCCUGGACAAUACAAUGUUGUUUAUUGUUUGGUUUACUCAAAUGUGCACAUUCUCAUAGGUUCAGUGUAGAGUCCCUGGGUUAGCCUAACUUGAAUACCUUGGAGACAAAUGUCCACUAGAGCAGGAAGUGAACACAGCUCCUAAGAAAUUUUGAUCGUCAAGUCCUAUACUGAAUCGUGGAGGAUUUUACACCAAUAUCCUUAUGAAACAAUGAAAACAACUGUGAAUGGAAUUUAAUGCCUUUAUAAUUUAAUCUUCAAUUCAAAGUCAUUUCAUUUUGCAAAUUUACCCCAAACCAACACACCUGCUAUUUCCACGGUUAUAUGUCCACUGUGAAUGCAUUGCCUGAAGCUAUUGCCAGAAAAAGCACACAUGUAUAGCUAUGCCUAUGAUGUCAAAGAAAUGUUUCCUAACAAUUAUUAAAAUGUUUCAUAAAACAAAAAGAAACCAUAUCCCAUUGUCUCUCUGUGUAAGCACUCUAUAAAUCUGCUACUGGUAUGCCAGUUCCUAAAAAUACAUUAUAUAUGUAUCUGGGAUUCCAGGAUUUAUUCAGAAAUGCAUAUUCACCCAUGUUCAAUCUGACUCGGAGUAUAUUCAUCAUAGCUUUCAGAGAGAGAUUGAAACCUAUAUAUAUAUAUAUAUAUAUAUAUAGGGUUUAAAAAAGUGUUUUGGAGAGUAUAUUAUGAACUGUGUCCAUCAGCUGUAAAUCAGUAUAUGUAGCACGCUGAUUUCCAAGACAGCGAUAGUCUAAAUCAAAUGCGACUCUCUCCAGUGAAGUAUAUGAGCACUGUGAUAGUUUCUCCCGUCUAAUUUACUCCAUCAUAAACUAUAUCUGUCGAGUACAUGUCUGUUGGCAGCAUUUCACCCAGAGCAAAUUUAUGUGAGUAUGUGUGAUCCACAGUGUUUUCCUGUCAGAUGCAGAGAAAACUGAGUGGCAGAGCAUCGUUCAAGCAGAACAAAAUUCUGAGCCUUCACUCGACUUGGUUUAUUUAGAUUAAAUCUUUAUUUUAUUAUUUUGUUCUUUAAAAAAUCUAAAAAAAGAUUUAUUUUCCCCUGUUAACAAGAAUCAAUAUAGAAAUCAAGUGAAGUAAAUGUAAAUAGCUUGGUGUUUAAUAGACUUUUAAAAAUAUCAGCUGUGCCAAGAUGCAAUGAAUACAUGGAUUUAUUGUUUAGCCAAUACAUAUAGUGCAUACCACACUACAAAUUUUUACAGAUGAACAUUUUAAUUUAUGUACAGGCACACAUACACAGCAGUGUAUGUACAUACAGUACAUGUUUAUGUGUAAAUGCAGUGUAGAACUGUGCAUUUAUGCACUUGAUACACAUCUCAGUUCAGUCCCCACCUACAGUAUGUGAGUCUGUAUAUAUUUUUCUUCUUAUAUGUAGUUAAAGGCCAGUUAAGAUUAUAGUCUCAAUUGUAAAAUGACGUCCUAUAAACUGCUUAUCUAGAAGACAUUACUUAGUAUUUGUAAUCUUUUCCUCAAGCUAUUCCACCAUGAUCAAAGUGAAAAAAACAAUUGAAACCCUGUUUUGUUCUUUGUCUCUAAGUUUGUUUUUCUCUUGUCAAAAACGACUGCUCCCUGCAAUUAAUCCUUGUCUGAAUUCACUAUCUUGAUGCAUUAUGCUGCUUGAAAGACAUGUUCUAAAACUCAAAACUUGGGGCAGCAUUUUCACCUUUAAAUACAUUGUAGAAAAUUGAUCAGUAGUGAUAGCUCAAAGAUAAAAGCUUUCUGACUUUGAAUCCUGCACUAGUGUGGAAUUGUCACAUGACAAUCCUGAAUUGGAUUAUGUAGGUUUGAUAUAUAGAUAGUUAUAGAUUUAUAUUAUUAGUUAUAAACAUAAUGCAGCUUGGCUUCCUCUGAUAUUAACAAUCUGAAUGUUAAAUUUGCUUUAGCAAAUAGCCUUUUCUGUGCAUUGGAAGGCACACUUUCAAGUUGAGUUGUUGUGGAUAUUUUUUUUUUCCUUGCUGUAAUUGCCUCAGUUUGAAGUUAUCAGGCUGGAACAAGUGGCAAAUCUAGUUUAUGCUUUGGAGGCAAAGUCACUGGGACUGACUUGUGUAGGAUGAGGUUGAAAGUAAAAGAUGUUUUGCAUUUUUUGAAUGAUACAGUAAUGGACCUGCAAGGUUUAUGCCUCUCCAAGAUGGCAAUGAUUUUAAUUUAACUGAAAGCUAAAUGCAGUACUGAAAGUUUUAUUUAAAGUGAGACAGAAUAUACAUUUGCUGCAUGAAGCAGCAUCUCUAGGAUAACAUGAUUUAUCUCUCUAAGCAUAUAAAUGAUUAUUUGUUUUAUUUUGCACUUUACAUCAAAACUACUAGAAAGAUGAAUGAGGCACUGAAUUAUUAAAAAUUUAUUUAAGAAAGUUGCAAUAGAUAUAUAUGCAAUGUAAGAUCCUGUGUAUUCUACAUUACAUGAAGCCAACAAUGAUAAAUGCCCUUUUGCCUGCGAUUUAAAAACAUAGGUCAUCAUGAAGCAUAAUCGGACUACACACACACACACACGCACACAAACACAAGGUGUGGAAAAUAAGUAUUGAACAUGCUAAUUUAAUACUUAUUGUUGAAGCUUUUGUUUGUAAUGACAGCUUCGAAAUACUUCCUAUAUGAAGAAACCAGUCACCUGCAGUGCACAGUUAUGAUUUUGACCCAUUCUUUUCAAGUGUCUGUCUUUAAAUUUUGAAGAUUCAAUUGGGCCCUCUUGUGAACCCUGAUCUUUAGAUCCUUCCACAAACGUUAAUUUGAAUUUCAGUCAGGUGAUAGACUGGGACAUUCUAACAACUUGAUUUUCGUUCUCUGAAACAAAUUGCGAGUUUUCUUGGCUGUAUGUUUUGAAUUGUCCUGCUGGAAGGCCCAUCCACGUUUCAUUCUCAUCAUCCUGGUGGUUGGCAGCAGAUUUAUUUCAAGAAUCUAUCAGUACAUGGCCCGAUUCCUUAAAUUACUUGGUCUACCAGUACCGUGAGAUGAUUAACAGCCCUGCACCAUGAUGCUUCCACCUCCAGACUUCACUGUUGGUAUAAUGUUUUUUGGGUGAUGUGCAGUGCCAUUUCUCCUCCAGACGUGGUGUGCAGUAUGAAGGCCAGAAAGUUCAACUUUGACCUUGUCUGAGCAGACUUCAUUCUCCCAGUAUAUCAAAGGCUUUAAACAAGUUUCAACAUGCCUUUCUUCAGUAAGAGUCUUGCAGGAUAAGUGUGCAUAGAGACCAUUCCAGUGGAGUGCAUUACUUAUUGUUUUCACUGUAACAAUUGUACCUGCUACCUCCAGGUCUUUCGGGAGCCCUUUCCAAGUGGUCCUUGGCUGUUGGGCUCCUCUUCUGGCUAUUCUUCUGAGUCCUUGGUCAAAAAUAUUGUGAGGAGAUCCUGUGUGUGGCCAGUUGAUGGUGGAGUGAUGUUCCACUUGUUGAUAAUGGCCCCAGUUGUGCUUACUGGAAGAUUCCGAAGUUUUUAAAUAUAUCCUUAACCAGUUCCAUUGAUAUAUGGUUUGCAACAGUCAGGUUGCGAAGGUCUUGGGAGAGCUCUUUGCUUUUACCUAUAAUGAGUUGUUUCUUGUGCGACACCUUGGUAACAGAGCACCUCUUUAUAGCCCAUCGAUAUGUAUUAACCCAGCUGAUAGCAAUUUGCACAGAUACGAGACGGAAUUACAUUCUAACUAACCAAUUUCAGCUGGUUCCUUGUCUUUUCUACCUUUUGGUGUACUGAUUUUUCUUAGUGUGUUCAGUAUUUUUUCCCCUGUGUCAUACCUCUUUAUUGCACAUAACUUUAUUUACAUCCUUUAAUGUUGUGAAUUCUUUAUGUUUGUGGAUUUCUCGAGUAAAUACUAGUUUCUGGUGAGAAUUUCAUGUGAAUAGCCUCAUUGGAAAUAUAUUUACUGAAAAAAAUGUUUAAGCACU